UUUGAGCUAUUCAAUCAAACAUGGCUUCCAGCAAGAAGCUCAUUCUCCUCUUAGUGUUGGCCUUCCUCUCCUUCGAAGCAGUGGUAUCAGCAGUAGUGACACCACUGCAAUUCCCACACCCACUUGACCCUCUAACCAAAGAAGAAAUAACUACAGUCCAAACCAUAGUCCGAACCAAGUACCCAACCUCCAAGAACAGCCUUACCUUCCACUACAUUGGCCUUGAUGACCCUGACAAAACUUCUGUUCUCACAUGGGAACACUCGAUGCCUGGAGCCAUAACCAUCCCUCGCAAAUCCUUCGCGAUUGUCAUUAUCAACGGUGAGACCCACGAGAUCCUUAUUGAUCUGACGCCGAAGAUCAUCCUCUCCGACAAGAUUCACACUGGCCAUGGCUUCCCAACGCUGAGCGUUGAGGAGCAGACUGCCGCCAUACUGCUUCCGCUGAGUCACGAGCCCUUCAAAGAGUCGAUCAAGAAGAGAGGACUCAACCUCUCUGAGGUGGUCUGCUCUACCUUCACCGUCGGAUGGUACGGCGAGGCCAACAGCAAGAGAUCCCUCAGGGUCGAUUGCUUCAUGAAGGAAACCACCGUCAACAUAUAUGUCCGCCCUAUCAGCGAGCUCUAUAUACUCGUUGACCUUGACCUCAUGAAGAUCGUUGAGUACCAUGACAGAGCCACUCGCCCUGUUCCCACCGCCGACAACACCGAUUAUCGCUUCUCUAACCAGCAACCACCCUUCGGUCCCAAGCAACACAGCCUUGCCUCUCAUCAACCUCAAGGUCCUGGCUUCCAGAUCAAGGGUCACUCUAUUAGCUGGGCGAACUGGAAGUUCCACAUAGGAUUUGAUUCACGAGCGGGAGUAGUGUUGUCGCUGGCAUCGAUCUACGAUUUGGAGAAGCACAAGUCAAGGAGAGUGAUGUACAGAGGGUUCAUCUCAGAGCUGUUUGUGCCCUACCAAGACCCAUCGGAGGAUUGGUACUUCAAGACAUUCUUCGACGCCGGCGAGUUUGGGUUCGGACUGUCAACAGUGUCCAUGCAGCCCAACCGUGACUGCCCUUCUCAUGCUCAGUUCUUGGAUGUGUUCGUGCACACAAAUGACGGCAGCCCAAGCUUGUUGAAGAACGCUAUCUGUGUUUUUGAACAAUACGGCGACAUCAUGUGGCGUCACACUGAAACUGGCAUCCCUAAUGAAACAAUCCUAGAAUCCAGGAGUGAGGUGAACUUGAUUGUAAGAAGCGUGGUCACUGUGGGUAACUACGACAACAUCAUUGAUUGGCAGUUCAAAGCCAGUGGCUCCAUCAAACCUGCGAUCGCACUGUCGGGUAUAUUGGAAAUCAAGCCAGUGGAGGCUAAGCACAAGAGCGAGAUUAAGAUAGACGAACACGGAACACUGGUGUCAGCAAACAGCGUGGGAAUAUACCACGACCACUUCUACAUUUACCAUCUUGACCUUGACAUCGACGGCGUGGAGAACUCUUUUGAGCAGACCAGCUUGAAGACGGUUAGAGUAACAGACGGAAGCUCCAAGAGAAAGAGUUAUUGGACCGUUGAGACCAAAACUGCCAACACCGAAUCGGACGGCAAGAUCACCAUCGGUAUGGCCCCUGCUGAGCUGGCAGUUGUGAACCCUAACAAGAAGACGGCAGUCGGAAAUGACGUGGGGUACCGUCUGAUUCCGGGAACGACAGCUCAUCCCCUUCUGACGGAGGAUGACUACCCACAAAUCAGAGGCGCUUUCACAAACCACAAUGUUUGGGUCACUCCCUACAACAUAUCCCAGAAGUGGGCCGGUGGACUCUACGUUGACCAGAGCCGCGGAGAGGACACCUUGGCUGUUUGGACCCAACAGAAUAGAAAUAUUAAGAACACGGACAUUGUGUUGUGGCACGUAGUGGGAAUUCAUCACGUUCCGGCUCAAGAAGACUUCCCAAUAAUGCCAUUGUUGAGCACUGGAUUUGAGUUGAGGCCAACCAAUUUCUUUGAGAGGAAUCCGGUUCUUAAGACCCUCUCUCCCAACGAUCUUACAUGGCCUGGCUGCCCCAAGUAGAUGAACAAGCACACGCCAAUUGAAGACCUCAAUUACCCUGCUGUAUACAUAUAUUUAUUUUGUUGUAAUUGAGAUGUCGUUUUAUUAUAUUGUAUUCUCCCACUUGCCAGUAUUGCUUAUUCAAUGAAAAUCUGAAUAAUUUAUUGGCUUAUUCAAUGAAAAUCUGAAUAAUUUAUUGGCUUAUUGCAA
Messenger RNA from Arachis stenosperma, 2237 nucleotides. RefSeq names its product primary amine oxidase-like. NCBI's taxonomy places the organism in Eukaryota, Viridiplantae, Streptophyta, Magnoliopsida, Fabales, Fabaceae. Bases 21 to 2048 code for a protein of 675 amino acids. Gene Ontology annotation, molecular function: primary methylamine oxidase activity; copper ion binding; quinone binding. The transcript has 5 exons. Gene Ontology annotation, biological process: amine metabolic process. The record is from RefSeq and is a predicted model, not a curated record.